Molecule: messenger RNA, 1360 nt
Organism: Striga asiatica
Lineage: Eukaryota; Viridiplantae; Streptophyta; Magnoliopsida; Lamiales; Orobanchaceae
Source: the annotation of a GenBank genome assembly
AUUUUCACUGCUAAAAAGGGCUCAUGAAAUGUGAUGUCGGAUAGGCCCGAAUCACGAUACAGCCUUAAUUAGGGUUUUGGUCGUCCAAAUCCUUCAAAAUCCAUUCUCUGCCACCACUUCACCCCUUCUCUCUUGCUCGCUCUCCUCGCCCAAGGUCACUGCCGACUAUGCCGAAAUCAAAGCGCAACAGGCCAGUGACUCUAUCGAAGACGAAGAAGAAGGGAAGGGAGCAUAAAGAAAAUGUAGUGAGCUCGAUACGAGAUGCUGCAGAGAAGUACGAAUCGGCGUACGUUUUCAGUUUCGAGAACAUGAGGAAUCUCAAGUUCAAGGAGUUCAGGGAGCGGCUCAAGUCUUCAAGCAGAUUUUUUCUAGGGUCAAAUAAGGUUAUGCAGAUUGCAUUGGGUAGGUCUGUUGCUGAUGAGAUCAAACCACGCCUUCACAAGGUCUCAAAGCUUCUCCGCGGAGAUUCAGGACUUUGUUUCACUAGUUUGCCCAAAGAAGAUAUUCAAAGAAUAUUUGGAGAAUACGAAGAUUAUGACUUCGCUAGGACUGGAAGCACUGCAACUGAAACGGUGGAGCUACAAGAAGGUCCUCUGGAUCAAUUCACACAUGAAAUGGAACCAUUCUUGCGCAAGCAGGGAAUGCCUGUUCGGUUAAACAAAGGGGUCGUGGAGCUCGUAUCAGACUUUGUUGUAUGUGAAGAAGGAAAACCAUUGUCACCUGAGUCAGCCCGCAUCCUGCGCCUUUUGGGUGUCAAGAUGGCUACCUUCAAACUCCAUCUGAUAUGUAGAUGGAGCUUGGAGGACUUUGAGGUUUACCAAGAAGGGCUGGAAGAUUCGGAUAUUGAGUCCUCUUAGACUUCCAUGACUGUAAAAUCUCUACAACACAGAUCGAUCAAAAGUGGUACGAGGCUGGUUUUCUUCUACCUGUUCGAAAUAUUGCUUUGUGCAUCCUCAAGUUUUGACGCUACCCGGAUUGUAGUAGAAGAAUUGAUUAUCAUAAUAGAUUCUGUAAAAUGAAAUGUGUUUUUCUAAGGACCUAACAGUGUUCCAGUGUUUGAUCAGAGUUUUUUUUUGGUUUUUUGAGUAUUGUGAUUUUUGAACGCCAAUUUGUUUUCUUUAUUCAGAUUGAGGGUCUCCAUGCAAAGGUUGUUUUGCAAAGUAACAUUCCCAGAACUGUAGGUUUUCGUUUCCUCUUUUCCUCGGUCAUAAGAGUAAAGACACUCUGAAAGUACUUGUUUAACCAACUCUGAUUUUAGUAUUUUACAUAGACUGUGAGAUGAAAGUGGCAGGAAACCUUAGUAAAUUGUAUCUAUUGGUCAGUUGCUAUAGAAAUUGAGUACAUUUACUUCCAAUUGAUU